This is a messenger RNA of Umbelopsis ramanniana AG, 782 nucleotides long. RefSeq lists its product as uncharacterized. The coding region runs from base 1 to 474 and encodes 157 amino acids. Gene Ontology annotation, biological process: microtubule-based movement. Gene Ontology annotation, molecular function: dynein intermediate chain binding. NCBI's taxonomy places the organism in Eukaryota, Fungi, Mucoromycota, Umbelopsidomycetes, Umbelopsidales, Umbelopsidaceae. The record is from RefSeq and is a predicted model, not a curated record. Gene Ontology annotation, cellular component: cytoplasm; cytoplasmic dynein complex. The transcript has 5 exons.
AUGCAGCGAGCCAUUACUGCUAUUGUAUGGAAGAACAAACGACCCACAGGAGCGAUGCGUCUUACCAUGAACUUGAGCAUAGUGAAACUCCUACAUUUGAUUGGCCACGCUUGCAAGUGCAUUUUUCUGAUUUCCAAGACGCGGACUUCUCGGGCUCGCACUCUUCAAUUAUACCCAGACACAAUGUCGGAUGUCGAUGAGACCAUCAAGCGCCUGUCAACUCGUAAAGGAGUUGAAGGUAUAGUUAUCCUUAACGACGAGGGGUUGACAAUACGCUCAACGCUAGAUGCAGAUUUGACAAAGAAGUACGCAACCUAUGUCUAUCCAUUGGUUGGAAAAUCAAGGACUUCCGUUUCAGAGAUCGACCCUGAGAACGAAUUGACGUUCCUCAGAAUUCGAACGAAGAAGCAUGAACUGAUGAUCUCACCCGAUAAGGAAUACACUAUGAUAGUCGUUCAAAAUCAUCACGAAUAGACAACGAUAGUGUAGUUAUGACCAGAACAGCAGUAAAAAGAAAUUCGAUCUAUACAAAUGCAGCUUUUAUUAUUCACGACAAGUGGAGUGCGACGGGGUUGAAAAUAUGAUUAAAAGAAAAGAAAAAGAAAAGAAAACAAUGCAACAAAGGUGGGAGGUUUUUUUUUUUUUGGUGUAGAGUCGUCAAAGCAUGGAGAAGUUCUCAGACUAUGCUUAUUUCUUGGAGCGCUUGUUGGCAUUGGUUUUUGCCUUUGCGAUGUUCUGCUUUCUCUGUUCCAAUUUGGCAGCCUGUAAUUUAAAAGUGGAGC